Molecule: messenger RNA, 1709 nt
Organism: Lotus japonicus
Lineage: Eukaryota; Viridiplantae; Streptophyta; Magnoliopsida; Fabales; Fabaceae
Product: transcription factor bHLH93-like
Exons: 4
Coding region: 226-1224 (332 amino acids)
Biological process (GO): regulation of DNA-templated transcription
Cellular component (GO): nucleus
Molecular function (GO): DNA-binding transcription factor activity; protein dimerization activity; sequence-specific DNA binding
Source: RefSeq, a predicted model, not a curated record
AAAAUAGAUUCCAUUUUGGUCUUAAGUUUUUAGGAGCACAUUAAUGAAUACAACGUAGUACAUAUUAUUAUAAUGUAAAAAAUAGCCAAUUGGCGAGACCCUUUAGUGUCCCCUUUAUAAAUACUUUAAUCUGGCACUCUAUUUUGUCAAGGUGUUUUCUAAAUAACUAGCACUCCAAGUUCAAACCAGAGAGAGAGAGAGAAAGACAGAGAAAAAGACAGAGAGAUGGAGUUAUAUGACCAUGAUUUCUUAGAGGAAGAGCUACUGGCUCUACAGAAAGAAACACGGAGCAAUACUAAUCCAAGUUCAGAAAAAAACCAGCUUUUCUCCAAUGAUUGGAGUUUUGAUCACUGUUAUGAUCAAAACUCUUAUUCUUUUCUUCCAAACCACUCUUCCCUUUGCCAACAAGUUCCUCAAAGUUACUACAAUAAUAGUAGCAGCUACACCUUCAAUGAAAUCUACAGUUCCUUACUUGAUGAAUUCUCUGCACCCCAGAUCAUGGAUUCAUCAUCCUAUAACACCCUCCUUGAGACUCCACUCAACACUCAACCAUUUCUGGCUCAAGAAGAUUACCCUUUGUCAGUGAUGGAAGAUGAGGAUCUGGAUUUGGAAACAACAUGCAAAAUGGAGCCAAACCAAUCCCCUGAAGCAAUACCUGUAUUCAACACUGGUACUUGUUUGGAAAGAAAGAAUAGAGCAAAGAAGCUUGAGGGGCAGCCCUCCAAGAAUCUAAUGGCUGAGAGGAGAAGGAGAAAGAGGUUAAAUGAUAGGCUUUCCAUGCUGAGAUCAAUUGUCCCCAAGAUAAGUAAGAUGGACAGAACAGCUAUACUUGGAGACACUAUUGAUUACAUGAAAGAACUUCUGGAGAAGAUUAACAAUUUGAAACAAGAAGUAGAAGUAGAUUCAGACAUGACUAACAUCUUCAAGGAUGCAAAGCCCAAUGAAAUCUUAGUGAGAAAUUCUCCCAAGUUUGAUGUGGACAGGAGGAAUAUCAACACAAGGGUUGAGAUCUGCUGUGCAGGGAAGCCAGGCUUGUUGCUUUCUACAGUGAACACCUUGGAAGCAUUAGGCCUUGAUAUUCAGCAAUGCGUUAUUAGCAGUUUCAAUGAUUUCACAAUGCAGGCUUCUUGCUCAGAGGAAUUUGAGCAGAAAACAAUUCUGAGUUCUGAAGAUAUCAAGCAAGCUCUAUUUAGAAAUGCAGGAUAUGGAGGUCAAUGUUUGUGAGCAUUUUUUUUCUUUUUUCUUUUUUGGGGUUGAAGAAACACUGCAAGUAAACUUUAGGUAUAGAUCUUAGAAUUCGGGCUAGCCAACUCUAGCUCAAAAGCUAGGCUGAGUGAUUAUUACUAUAGUUUUUAUAAGAACUAUUUUGAUAAUAUUUUUCGUUAAUGUGAGACAUUCAACAUAUCUCACCCAUAAGGUUGGACAUUUGGAACGUGAAACUUACAAGAUUUGACAUUUGCAUGUGGAUCAUUAGUGGGUGACUCAAUAAACAGAUCUAUCAGAGACUCUCAUAGCUAGCGUAAGGAGAGUAUUUAGCUCCCUAAUGUACAUUAAGAUGCACAAGGGAAAACAAUGAUACCAUUUUUCUUAAUGUAAGCAAAUUAAUAAUUGAUGUCCUCAGCAGCUUAAGAUGGAGGUUUUUAUCAAUAAUGGUGAAUUGCUUUGUUCUCUGACAAAUUCAUCAUAAUACAAAAGCCAGUUUGAUGGAA